Messenger RNA from Hyaena hyaena (striped hyena), 5368 nucleotides. RefSeq names its product zinc finger and SCAN domain containing 29 (gene ZSCAN29). Gene Ontology annotation, biological process: regulation of transcription by RNA polymerase II. The coding region runs from base 487 to 3033 and encodes 848 amino acids. Lineage: Eukaryota; Metazoa; Chordata; Mammalia; Carnivora; Hyaenidae. The transcript has 6 exons. Gene Ontology annotation, molecular function: DNA-binding transcription factor activity, RNA polymerase II-specific; RNA polymerase II cis-regulatory region sequence-specific DNA binding. The record is from RefSeq and is a predicted model, not a curated record.
AGAAAUGCGAGUGGGUUGAGGGUCAGCCUCGAGAGGGAGACUAACCCAUGGGUAGCCGGAGGGUGCUCUCAGGGCUCCUCGGCGUGGUCGGAGGCCUCUGGAGGGACUGCACGACUGCUAGGAGAGUGACCUGGCCGGAGAGAGAGCGAAGACAAAGAGGCCGGAAUCCCGCACCCGCCACACUUUGGGCUGAGCCCUGCUCCUGCGAACCUCGCAUCACUCCGAGCCCCUGGCCAGCCACCGAACUCGUCCUCAGGAGACCCAUUACUACUGCGCCCUCGGACUCCCUCUCUCCACCAACUCUGUGUGACUCCCCACGCCCACCGGCCCUUCAGGAACCAAAACCAAUCCUCCCAAUGCGCGAGGUUUCCCGAAGAAACUCUUCUUACAGUGAGAGACUCAUCUGCAGGUGAUUCUCCAAGGACAUGGGAAAAUAGGUGUAAGCCCUUCAACCCUUAAGUGGAGGGGAGCUGCUUUCUGCUGUGAAUGAUGGCCAAACCCACUCUGAGAGGGAAUGGCCCUAACUCUGAGACCUUCCGACAGCGCUUCAGGAGAUUUCACUACCAGGAGGUAGCUGGGCCCCGGGAGGCUUUCAGCCAACUCUGGGAACUUUGCUGUCGUUGGCUAAGGCCGGAGGUGCGCACCAAGGAGCAGAUUGUAGAAUUGUUGGUGCUAGAGCAGUUCCUGACCAUCUUACCUGGGGAGAUCCAGAAUUGGGUACAGGAGCAAUGUCCAGAAAGUGGAGAGGAGGCAGUGGCUCUGGUGGAAGAUUUAGAAAGAGAGCCUGGAAGACCUGGAAGUUCGGUCACAGUCUCUGUGAAGGGGCAGGAAGUGCGCUUGGAGAAGAUGACACCCCUGAAAUCAUCACGAGAGUUAAUAAGUGUUCGGCAGGAGUCAGUGGAACCCCAGCCCAGGGGUGUAACCAAGAAAGAGAGGGCAAGAAGCCCAGACCUGAGACCACAGGAGCAGAUGAACCCAAAGGAGAAGCUCAGACCUUUUCAAAGGAGCGGAUUUCCAUUUCCUAAAUCCGGUGUGGUCUCCAGGUUGGAGCAAGGAGAGCCAGUGUUCCCUGAUCUGGGCUCCAAGGAGAAGGAACUCCCAAGAGGCAGUCACACAGGAGAUAGACAGAUACAUGCUGAUCUGUUAUCAUCCAAGAGAGAGAGAAGAACUUGGGUGGAACAGGAUCACUGGGGCUUUGAAGAUGAGAAGGUAGCAGGUGUGCACUGGGGCUAUGAAGAAACCAGAACUCUGCUUGCAAUUCUCAGUCAGACUGAGUUUUAUGAGGCUCUCCGAAACUGUCAUCGAAACAGCCAAGUGUAUGGAGCUGUGGCUGAGCGGCUCCGGGAGUAUGGCUUUCUUCGGACCCUGGAACAGUGUCGGACCAAAUUCAAAGGUCUUCAGAAGAGUUAUAGGAAAGUCAAGAGUGGUCACCCACCUGAGACCUGCCCCUUCUUUGAAGAGAUGGAAGCCCUGAUGAGUGCCCAGGUCAUUGCCUUGCCCAGUAAUGGCUUGGAAGAGGCAGCCUGUCACUCUGGCCUGGUGGACAGCGAUGCUGAGACUGAGGAGCCAGGGCAAGGGGGCUGGCAGCAUGAGGGAGCAGAAGAGGCCAUGGCUGAAGAGUCUGACAGUGAUGAAAUGGGGCAGGACGCCACCCCUCAAGACCCCGACAAUUCAACUGCACCUGUUCUUUUUCGAAGCCCAAGUGGUGUACACUGGGGCUAUGAAGAGACGAAGACUUACCUUGCAAUUCUUAGUGAGACUCAGUUCUAUGAAGCCCUCCAGAACUGUCACCGCAAUAGCCAGUUAUAUGGAGCAGUGGCUGAGCGGUUAUGGGAAUAUGGAUUCCUUAGGACACCAGAGCAGUGUCGGACCAAGUUUAAAAGCUUACAAACCAGCUAUCGGAAAGUCAAGAAUGGCCAAGCACCAGAGACCUGUCCAUUCUUUGAAGAAAUGGAUGCUUUGGUGAGUGCUAGGGUUGUUGCCCCAUCCAUUGAUGGCCAGGAAGAGGAGACAGCCUCUUGCCCCAUCCAGGAGACCAAUGAGACUGAAGCUGAGAAGCAAGCUGAGGUGGCAGAAGAGAACAUAGAAGAAGAUUCUGAGGAUGAUGAAGAGGAUACUGAGGUACCCUUAGAGGUUGUCAUGACCCGUGCUCCUGUCUUAUUCCAGAGUCCCAGUGGUUUUGAGGCUGGAUUUGAUAACGAAGAGAAUCUAAAACGAGAUAUUUCUGAGGAAGUACAACUACAUAGGACAUUACUUGCAAGGUCUGAGAGAAAAGCUCCCUGGCAUCUUAAUCAGGGUAAAGGCAGUGACAGUGGACAACAGUGGGAAAAGACCACAGGGGAGAGAAAAGGAAAAUCAACACUCCCGGAGAGGAGUUUAGGUAAAGUUCUAAAUCAUCAGAGACCUUACUUGGGAGAGAGACCCUAUAAAUAUCUCAGAUACGGCAAAAGCUUUGGUCCGAACUCCCACCUCAUGCAUCAGAUAUCCCAUCAAGUGGAAAAUCCAUAUAAAUGUGCUGACUGUGGGAAAAGUUUCAGUAGGAGUGCACGCCUCAUUAGACACCGGAGAAUCCACACUGGAGAGAAACCUUAUAAGUGUCUUGACUGUGGGAAAAGUUUCCGUGACAGUUCAAAUUUCAUCACCCAUAGGAGAAUCCACACAGGAGAGAAACCGUAUCAAUGUGGUGAGUGUGGAAAACGCUUCAAUCAGAGCUCAAGCCUUAUAAUUCACCAGAGAACCCACACAGGAGAAAAGCCCUAUCAAUGUGAAGAAUGUGGAAAAAGCUUCAACAACAGUUCUCAUUUCAGCGCACAUCGGAGGAUACACACAGGAGAGAGACCCCAUGUGUGUCCUGACUGUGGAAAGAGUUUCAGUAAGAGUUCUGACUUACGUGCACAUCAUAGAACCCACACAGGAGAGAAGCCCUAUGGGUGUCAUGAUUGUGGCAAGUGCUUUAGUAAAAGCUCUGCUCUUAAUAAACACCGAGAAAUCCAUACACGAGAAAAACUUCUGUCACAGUCAGCACCUAAGUAAGCCCCUGAGAAUUUAAAGAAAAGAAAUAUAUCAAAAUGGUUGGAAAAAGUCUUCCAAUAGUGAGAUCUAUCCUAUGCCCAACUAGCUUAGAAGACACUCUAGGAUUUACCCCACCCUCUGUUUCUUAUGUUUCUCCUUGAUCUACGAAUUCCUAAGGCAGUCAUCUUAAGAAUCAGAGGAUGAUUUCAAUCCCUCUCCUUGCCCUUUUUGAAAUGACAGAUAAUACCUUUUCCUCUCAGUGCCUAUGUUGUUCCCUUAAUAGAGAGGACUAGAUAGUAGAUCCUAUAGUCUUGUUAUAUACCGUUAUUUAUUCAUCCUGUUAUUUAGCUGCAUUUCAACUGGAAAAACCUAUCACAGCAGCAUUUCAGGGAGAAGUUGUGAGACAUUUCUAAUUGAGUGGGUCUAGCUCUCUAUACAGUAAAGGAAAUGCAAAUAAGAAUGGCUCUUCGUGUUCAUGUAAGCCUGUGCUCAGAAUGACAUUUGUCAUGCACAUUUCAUUUACCAUACAGGAGAGUUUAAUGUCCACCUUACUCUGACCUAUUAAAGAACUUGUCAAAAGCCUAAGUGUUCUAUAUGGGGAAACAGUGUAAACUUUGUAUAAAUAUUGAGGUGUGAAUCCUGAAUUUCUAGUUUCUUCCAAGUCGUAGAAGUUCUGGAAUGGAAUAAUAUUUAGAGCAUCUAGUUUGAUCUCUUUUUCUUCUGUUCCAUCUCAUCUGAAUUUCAUCUUUCUCUUCUAGUCCAAAAGUUCAAAGAGCAAGCCAGUUGGAUAUGUUGAGAGAGAAAGCAGUUAAAGCUGCCUUUAGGGAAUUGGCUAUGUUCCACACACUCCAGACACCUAGUUUAGUGUUAUGUACCCCAUGGGCACUUAAUGCUAACCUGCACUGAGCAGAGGCCACUACCACAUUCCCAUGGAUUAGGAAACAGACCACUUUGUGCCAACAACUCUCUACCCUAAUGGCAGGGAGGACAGAUUAUCUUUCGUCAUUGGAGUUGCCAAUACUUACAUGCACGUGCACAUAUUCAACUGUACACAUCUAUUUUUAAAACUUCUUCAAACAUAAGUAAUUCUGAUUUGUAUAGCUAAAUAGUAUUGAAUUAAUUGCUCAUAUAUUCAUAGUAGUAUGAUGAGCCCUGUACAGCACAAGGUAAACAGACCCUGUCCUUGUCCUUACAGUCUAAAACAGAUGACACUGACAUGGACAAACAGUAAGUACACACGUAGAGCUGAAACAAUUUUAGAGAAAUCUGGUAACAUUAUGCAUUAUAGUUUUCUAUAAGAAAUAUUAAGGUUAUAUUAAGGUCUAAUGCAUUAUAGUUUUCUAUAAGAAAAAUCUGGGAGGUAUUUUCUUUAUUCAGGAAGGCUUCAUGAAACAGCAAGUGUUUAAAGGAAGGAGGGUUACUAGGUAAAUUAGGGUGGGAUUAACUUUCCAAAAUAAAUCACAAAACUGAGUGCUGAGUGGGUGAGAAAUGGGAAAAUUGGGGAACAAGGUGUUAAAAGCAGAUGGAGGCAAGGGCAAAGGACAGACUGUAGGGAAAGUCGGACAAAGCUUGGAGCAGUACAAAAUUUGAGGCAUAGUAUGACAGGGGCUAUGCAGGAGGCUUAACUGAAACACAGGAGCUCCAGAGGCAGACCAGGAGGUGUUCCCUAUAGUAAAUCAAGUACCGUGCUGUACUUCUUGAUCAAAUAGCUGGCUGGCACUGGGGAACAAGAAUGAGCAGCUUUAGGGGACUAUCUCCUACGGGAGACAAAGCUCAGAAACUACUAUCUUGAGAAGAUACUUCAGUGGGCAGGUCUGAGGAAAGGAAUGUGAGCAGAUGGUCAAGGCCUGAUAUACGUAGCUGUUUCAUACUCCUAUUUAAUUAGACUCCCAUGGCUGGAAUGAGAUAAAGGAGAGAAGUGGGGAGAUAGAGCAUUCUAUAAUUUAGCUUGCUGUGUUAGAUGAGAGAUAGAUUAGGGUUCUGGUGUUGAGGGACCCUACUACAAAGAAUCUCCUAACAUUUGUUAGGAGGAGAUGGUAUCUUAAUUAUGUGGCCUAAGCAGACAGGAAGAUAGAAGAAACAACAGUCUAAAGCAGUGCCUCAGGAUCUGAGAUGGUUAAUAAGUGUGCUAGAAUGUUUUUUAAAAUGAAAGAUUACUAUCUUUAGUAUAUUUAUGUGUAGUUGUGUAUAAAAACCAUUGGUUGAGGUAUCAGCAGAUAUGAACUCUGGUUCCAGAUGUCUCAUGUGUAUGUCAGCCUGUUUGUAUCCAUCUCCCUUUCUGUAAAGCAGAAUAACGUUUACACCUUAAUCUGCCUCUCAGGGAUACCAUGUUAAUAAAAAUUGUGUCUGUAAAGUA